Penicillium canariense is the source of this 1815-nucleotide messenger RNA. RefSeq names its product Sterol O-acyltransferase. Bases 1 to 1815 code for a protein of 604 amino acids. The record is from RefSeq and is a predicted model, not a curated record. NCBI's taxonomy places the organism in Eukaryota, Fungi, Ascomycota, Eurotiomycetes, Eurotiales, Aspergillaceae. Gene Ontology annotation, cellular component: endoplasmic reticulum membrane. Gene Ontology annotation, molecular function: ergosterol O-acyltransferase activity. The transcript has 4 exons. Gene Ontology annotation, biological process: ergosterol metabolic process.
AUGAACGACCGUCAUGACAGAGACGAUUUACUGCAAGGGCCGCUGAUGUCCACGCCAUCCAGCUCCAGCACUCCUUCUGCGUCGACCGAUGCAGACGUCGACCACGAAGGUGCGCGCAGGCGCCGAAGUAUCCCGAUACCGGUGAAACUCCAGGAAACCGACCAAGCCGGCCAGUACCUCCUGACGGCAGAGGAUGCGGAGCUCCUGCAGGAAGUGCUGCGGUCCAAUCUGCAUCUAGAGAAAUCCGGCGAUCUCCAGAAGCAUCGCUUCCGUUUUCGAGACCUGCAAUUUACUCGGCAACUCAGCACGUUCGAUCGUCAAAACCCCUCGUUCACCUCCUCGCAGUUCCAUGGAUUCUUCACGCUAUUCUGGCUUGGUGUGGCUUUGAUGAUGGUUAAGAUCGCGGCCAACAACUUCAGGGCCUAUGGGACCCCGUUCGGAACGAACGAAAUCAUUGAGCUCAUGCUGAGCCGAGAUGUCCUGGUGCUGGGGAUCACCGACGUUAUCUUGUGUUGUUCGACCUUGUUUUGUCUUGGUCUGCAACGGGAGAUCCUCAGAGGACUCACAACAAACCCAAUCCGGAACCAGAUUUGGCAGACGGCAUAUCUCGCUGGCUUCAUUUGGUGGACCUACCACCGUGACUGGCCAUGGACGCACACCGUCUUCAUGGUCCUGCAUUGCUUGACAAUGCUAAUGAAGCAACACAGCUAUUCCUCUUAUAACGGAUACUUGUCUGAGCUGUACAAAAAGCGAGACUUGCUCCGGGUCCGCCUCCAGCGCCUGGAGGAACAUAGCGGCCACCGCUCCGCAUCGAGAAGCUACUCCACCUCCUCCUCCUCGGUACAUGAUGGUCGACUGAAUUCCGAAAUUACCAACUUGAGGAAGCAAAAUCGGCAGCGAGGCUCAGAUGAGUUCAAGAACUUUCGAGGCACCCACGACACAGAUCACCUCCUGUCACUGUCCGAGACCAUUGAAAACGGCACCCCACUUGAGCCAACCCAACUGCUCUCCCUCAAAAGCCUCUUGGAAAAGGAGAUCGCACUACUUUCGGAAGGGCUUCGCGGCCACUUUUCAUCGCACAACCAAUAUCCUCGGAACUUGACCGUGGGCAACUUUUGUGACUUUGUCACUCUGCCCAUCUUGGUUUACGAGCUCGAGUACCCACGCACGGAGCGAAUCGACUGGGCAUAUGUCGCCGAAAAGACCGCAGCUACUUUUGGCACCAUCUUUGUGAUGAUUGUGGUUUCCGAGUCCUGGAUCUACCCCGUGGUCAUGAAGACGGUACAGAUGAAGGAGAGAGGCUUGACGGUGCCGCAGAGACUGCAAGAAUUCCCCUGGGUGCUCAGCGACCUACUGUUCCCCUUCAUGAUGGAGUAUCUACUGGCGUUCUAUGUGAUCUGGGAGUGUGUGCUCAAUGCCCUCGCCGAAAUCACCAGGUUUGCCGAUCGCGGAUUCUACGCCGACUGGUGGAACUCGGUCUCUUGGGACCAGUUUGCCCGGGAUUGGAAUCGACCGGUCCACAACUUCCUGCUGCGACACGUCUACCAUAGCUCCAUCAGCACGUUCCACCUCUCGCGGGUCUCGGCAAGCUUGAUGACCUUCCUGCUGUCGGCCUGUGUGCAUGAACUCAUCAUGCUGUGUAUCUUCCGGCGCCUGCGGGGAUACUUGCUCUUCCUCCAGAUGACCCAGCUGCCGCUGGUCUCGCUGAGCCGCACGCGUCUCAUGCGGGGCCGGAGGCUGGUGGGGAAUGUCGUCUUUUGGCUGGGGAUUUUCACCGGGCCGAGUCUGCUGUGCAGCUUGUACUUGAUUAUUUAG